Molecule: messenger RNA, 1017 nt
Organism: Oncorhynchus masou masou (cherry salmon)
Lineage: Eukaryota; Metazoa; Chordata; Actinopteri; Salmoniformes; Salmonidae
Product: zona pellucida sperm-binding protein 3-like
Exons: 8
Source: RefSeq, a predicted model, not a curated record
AUGAUCGUGGACUUCAGGAAACAGCCGAAGGAGCCCCUCCACCCCAACACCUACAUUGAAGGGACACCAGUGGAGAAAGUGGAAAUUUUAAGGCCAGUUCGAGUAGAAACGGUUGCUGUGACAUGCCAUUCAGACUACAUGGAGAUCGUAGUGAAGGCUGAUCUGUUUAAACUCGGUAAUCUAAUCGAUGUGGAUGACCUGCGACUUGGAGUUGAACAGUACCAAGACCAAGAGCCGUGUAGGGCUACAGCUUCAGCAACCGGAGAUGAGUACAGAAUAUUCGCAGCACUUUCAGACUGUGGAACCAAGUACAUGCUGAACGAAGACUCAUUGAUCUACGCAAACCUCCUCAGAUAUACACCCAGAACCACACCAGAUGGCGUUAUUCGAAUGGCUGGUGCUGUGAUCCCAAUUGAGUGUCAUUAUGAAAGGAAGUACAGUUUGGACAGCUCUUCUCUCCAGCCGACCUGGAUCCCUUUCACCGCCACAGUGUCUGCUGAAGAGACCCUGCAGUUCUCAUUGAAGCUUAUGACAAGUGACUGGCUCUAUGAGCGGGGUUCUGGAGUCUACUUCCUGGGUGAUCCCAUCAACAUUGAGGCAUCUGUCAGGGUUGCUCACCACACCAGGCUCAGGGUCUUUGUUAGCAGCUGCGUGGCCACACUGGACCCUGAUAGCAACUCUGUCCCCAGAUAUGUCUUCAUUGAGAGUGAUGGGUGCUUGACGGAAUCCCAGCUGCCUGGUUCCCGCUCUGGUUUCAUGCGUAGGACCCAGGACAACAAGCUCGGGUUCCACAUUGAUGCCUUUAGGUUCUACCAGGAGGACAGGGCAGAGCUGUACAUCACCUGCCACCUUAUGGCAGUCCCUGUCAUGGACCAUGCAGAGCCUAGCAACAAGGCAUGCUCCUUCAUUGAUGGCAGAUGGAGGUCUGCUGAUGAGAAUGAUUUGCUAUGUGGGCGUUGUCCAAGCCUGAGUAGACAGAAGGGGGUUGAUCAAGCUCCAGCACAACGUCCCCUCAGU